Molecule: messenger RNA, 1103 nt
Organism: Episyrphus balteatus (marmalade hoverfly)
Lineage: Eukaryota; Metazoa; Arthropoda; Insecta; Diptera; Syrphidae
Product: probable chitinase 10
Exons: 4
Coding region: 289-1089 (266 amino acids)
Cellular component (GO): extracellular region
Molecular function (GO): chitin binding
Source: RefSeq, a predicted model, not a curated record
UAUAUCAAUAUGAAACAUUAAUUGUUGUUAGAUUGUUAGCUACCGAUAAGGAUCUGAACGAACACGAGAAACAUCAAAUUCCUCACACAUUUCAACGCACUCACGAUAACCAACUACAAUAUCAAUUUUUUAAGUUGAUUUUGAUUCGAAUAAAAGAACACAAUUUUGUUAUUUUGUUUCAUAUAAAAGAAUCAUCUUCUUUGAGUUUGAAUUCAGAGCAAGUCAUACCAGGUUCAUUGUGUCAUUAUAGCUGCGAAGAAGACCAAUAAGGAUCCUCCUAUCGAUAUCAUGAAAAAUUUUAUUUGGACCGUUUUGGCUGUGGUCGUUAUAACCACAAGCUCCACUUUUGCUGAAAUUAAUGUUUGCGAAGGAGUCAAGGAUGGGAUAUUCUUAGCGGACAUGGAAGAUUGUGGUAAGUAUAUAACUUGUAUGGGAGGAAAGGCCUACCCCGGAAGCUGCUCAGAUGGUUUUCAAUUCAGCGCAAGGACACAGCGUUGUGAUGAGCCCGAAAAAACUGAAUGCCUUCCCAAGUGUAACAACACCCUACAGUUCAUGCCCUACCCAAAAACUUGCAAUAAAUAUAUUUUAUGUUUUGCUGGAGCGUCUGUAUUGCAACAGUGUAGCAGAAAUUUACAAUACAAUCCAGAAACCAACCGUUGCGAUUUUCCCAAAUAUGUAGAUUGUGUUGAAAACAUGUGCAAUAAUAAUAAUGAUCCUUACAAUAUAGACUUUGUUGAAAGUAAGGCUGAUUGCGGAAGGUUUUAUAUUUGCUACAAUAGUGUUCCUAUGCUUGAAACAUGUGCUUCUGGAUUAUACUUCAAUCCUAAGUUGAACAGUUGUGAUUAUAAGGAAAAUGUAAACUGCACAAUCUCAGCAAAAUCUCGUAAUGUAUUGCCAUAUGCUAAGAUGCCACCAACUAAGGCCAAUAUUCCAUGCCCAAAGCAAGGUGUUCAUUUCUAUCCAAAUCCAAGUGAUCCAGCAGCAUAUUUCUUCUGUUCAAACGGCAAAGGUCUAGUAUUGACUUGUUCACCUGGUUUGGUAUACAAUAAGAAAUUGCAAACAUGCACUGAAUCAAAAAAUGUCAAAUAAUAUAUGUUCCUUUG